This is a messenger RNA of Arvicola amphibius (Eurasian water vole), 1614 nucleotides long. RefSeq names its product leucine rich repeat LGI family member 4 (gene Lgi4). The record is from RefSeq and is a predicted model, not a curated record. The transcript has 9 exons. The coding region runs from base 1 to 1614 and encodes 537 amino acids. Lineage: Eukaryota; Metazoa; Chordata; Mammalia; Rodentia; Cricetidae. Gene Ontology annotation, molecular function: protein binding. Gene Ontology annotation, biological process: myelination in peripheral nervous system; neuron maturation.
AUGGGAGGGGCAGGCAUUCUGUUGUUGCUGUUGGCCGGAGCUGGGGCAGGAGUGGCCUGGAGUCCCCCCAAAGGAAAGUGUCCUCCACGCUGUUCCUGUUCCAAGGAAAGUACUCUGUGUGAGGGCUCCACCGAGCUGCCCGAGAGCUUCUCCACCACGCUCCUGUCACUAUCCCUUGUCAGGAUGGGGGUCUCCCAGCUGAAGGCUGGCAGCUUCAUGAAGAUGCCAUCAUUGCACCUCCUGCUUUUCACAUCUAAUACCUUCUCUGUGAUCGAGGACGAUGCCUUCAUCGGCCUUUCCUACCUUCAGUACCUCUUCAUUGAGGACAACAAGAUUGGCUCCAUUUCCAAGAAUGCCCUGAGAGGACUCCGCUCGCUCACACACCUAAGCCUGGCCAACAAUCACCUCGAGGCUCUCCCCAGAUUCCUGUUCCGAGGCCUGGAGACUCUGACUCACGUGGACCUCCGUGGGAACCCAUUUCAGUGUGACUGCCGAGUACUUUGGCUGCUGCAGUGGGUGCCUACGGUGAAUGCCAGCGUGGGCCUGGGGGCCUGUGCAGGCCCAUCUGCCCUUGCCCAAAUGCAGCUCAACCACCUUGACCCGAAGAAGUUCAAGUGCAGAGCCACAGAACUGUCCUGGCUCCAGACUGUUGGGGAGUCGGCACUGAGCGUGGAGUCCUUCUCCUAUCAGGGGGAACCUCACAUGAUCCUGGCACAGCCCUUUGCUGGCCGCUGCCUGAUCCUGGUCUGGGACUACAGCGUGCACCGCUUCCGGACAGAGGAAGAGUUGUCUGCGCCCUCCGUGGUGUCCUGCAAACCUCUGGUGCUAGGCCCACGCCUCUUCAUACUGGCUGCCCGUUUGUGGGGAGGCUCAUAUCUGUGGUCUCGGCCCAGCGCCGACCUGCAUCUGGCCCCAAUACAGGUCCUAGCCCCUCAACGCCUACUGCGACCCAACGAUGCCGAACUCCUGUGGUUGGAUGGGCAGCCCUGCUUCGUGGUGGCUGAUGCCUCCAAAGCUGGUAGCACCACCCUGCUGUGCCGAGACGGGUCCGGCUUCUACCCACGCCAGAGCCUACACGCCUGGCACCGCGACACCGAUGCUGAGGUCCUGGAGCUGGAUGGCCGACCGCAUCUGCUGCUUGCUUCGGCCUCGCAGAGGCCAGUGCUCUUCCAUUGGUUUGGUGGCCGCUUCGAAAGGCGCACAGACAUCCCAGAGGCCGAAGAUGUCUAUGCCACGAAACAUUUUCAGGCCGGUGGAGAUGUGUUCCUGUGCCUGACGCGAUACAUUGGGGACUCCAUGGUCAUGCGCUGGGAUGGCUCCAUGUUCCGCCUGGUACAGCAGCUUCCAUCUCGAGGUUCCCAUGUCUUCCAGCCAAUUCUAAUCGCCAGAGACCAGUUGGCCAUCCUGGGCAGCGACUUCGCCUUCAGCCAGGUCUUCCGACUUGAGCCUGAUAAAGGGAUCUUGGAGCCGCUACAGGAGCUGGGACCUCCAGCCUUGGUGGCCCCCCGAGCCUUUGCCCAAGUCACCGUGGCGGGAAGACGCUUUCUAUUCGCAGCGUGCUUCAAGGGACCCACACAGAUCUACCAGCACCAUGAGUUGGAUCUCAGUGCCUGA